This is a messenger RNA of Mytilus trossulus (common blue mussel), 567 nucleotides long. RefSeq lists its product as uncharacterized. The transcript has a single exon. The record is from RefSeq and is a predicted model, not a curated record. NCBI's taxonomy places the organism in Eukaryota, Metazoa, Mollusca, Bivalvia, Mytilida, Mytilidae. Gene Ontology annotation, molecular function: nucleic acid binding; zinc ion binding. The coding region runs from base 1 to 567 and encodes 188 amino acids.
AUGUACAGAGAACGAUUGCGAGUAGAUGGCCUGUUAUCAAAUUGCCAAACUGGAGACAGAAUCGCAAUGGUAGCUCCUUUAAGUAAAGCUUUACCGAGAUCUGUCCUUAUUGGUAAAUACAGGGCAACAGUUAUUCACCAAGGACAAGAAAAUCACAAUCAAGCUGAAAUCUCAUGCAAUAAAUGCCUAAAGAAAGGUCACAAAUUUUCGCAGUGUCCAAAUGACUGGGUUUGUCUUCAUUGUAACAAACAAGGACACAGACAAGCAGAGUGUAAUUCGCAUCUAAGUGAAAGUGACGACACAGAAGACGACAAUUCAGAUGAGGAUAAGUCAGAAACAGAAGACUCGGUGCAGACAUCACAAUCAAUACUGCAACCAAUCCCCAAUGACAGUCAAACAGUAUCAGAUAUAGCUCCACUCAGUAAUGAUCAAACAGACACUUCUACCAACAAAAGUGCAGACAACGACAAUACAUACAUGAACAAUCAUGACUCAGGAUUGGAAGCUAUAAACACCAACACUCCAAUAGAUGGUUCGCACAAAAAAAGAAGAAAAAAAAAAAACUGA